This is a messenger RNA of Oryctolagus cuniculus (rabbit), 5976 nucleotides long. The record is from RefSeq and is a predicted model, not a curated record. Lineage: Eukaryota; Metazoa; Chordata; Mammalia; Lagomorpha; Leporidae.
GGAUCUUCGCUUCAACAGAAUCCGGGAGAUCCAGCCGGGGGCGUUCCGGCGGCUGAGGAACUUGAACACGCUGCUCCUCAACAACAACCAGGUGCAGAGGAUCCCCGGCGGGGCCUUCGAGGACCUGGAGAACCUCAAGUACCUCUAUUUGUACAAGAAUGAGAUCCAGGCAAUUGACAGGCAAGCGUUUAAGGGACUUUCCUCUCUAGAGCAACUAUACCUGCACUUCAACCAGAUAGAGACGCUGGACCUGGAGGCCUUCCAGCACCUGCCGAAGCUCGAGAGGCUGUUCCUGCACAACAACCGGAUCACACACCUGGUUCCCGGGACCUUCAGCGGCCUGGUGUCCAUGAAGAGACUCCGACUGGACUCCAACGCGCUGCACUGUGACUGUGGGAUCCUGUGGCUGGCAGACCUGCUGCGCACCUAUGCCCAGUCGGGCAACGCGCAGGCGGCCGCCACCUGCGAGUUCCCCAGACGCAUCCAAGGGCGCUCGGUGGCCACCAUCACCCCGGAGGAGCUGAACUGUGAGCGGCCGCGGAUCACGUCAGAGCCCCAGGACGCCGACGUGACCUCGGGCAACACCGUGUACUUCACCUGCCGAGCCGAGGGCAACCCCAAGCCCGAGAUCAUCUGGCUCCGAAACAAUAACGAGCUGAGCAUGAAGACAGAUUCCCGCUUAAACCUGUUGGACGACGGCACCCUGAUGAUCCAGAACACCCAGGAGACAGACCAGGGCGUCUACCAGUGCAUGGCCAAGAACGUGGCCGGGGAGGUGAAGACGCAGGAGGUGACCCUCAGGUACUUUGGGUCUCCAGCUCGACCCACUUUUGUAAUCCAGCCACAGAACACGGAGGUGCUGGUGGGCGAGAGCGUCACCCUGGAGUGCAGCGCCACGGGCCACCCUCCGCCCAGGAUCACCUGGACCCGCGGGGACCACACGCCCCUGCCCGCCGACCCGCGGGUGAACAUCACGCCCUCCGGUGGGCUCUACAUACAGAACGUGGUGCAGGCGGACAGCGGGGAGUACGCCUGCUUUGCGUCCAGCGGAGCUGAGAGCAUCCAGGCCACCGCCUUCAUCAUCGUCCAGGCUCUGCCGCAGUUCACCGUGACUCCCGAGGACAGAAUCGCCGUCGAGGGGCAGACGGUCGACUUCCAGUGUGAGGCCACGGGCUACCCGCAGCCAGUCAUCGCCUGGACCAAGGGAGGCAGCCAGCUCUCAGUGGACAGGCGGCACCUGGUCCUGUCGUCGGGGACGCUCCGGAUCUCUGGGGUGGCCCUGCACGACCAGGGCCAGUACGAGUGCCAGGCGGUCAACAUCAUCGGCUCCCAGAAGGUCGUGGCCCACCUGACCGUGCAGCCCAGAGUCACGCCUGUGUUCGCCAGCGUUCCCAGUGACCUCACGGUGGAGGUGGGCACCAACGUGCAGCUGCCAUGCAGCUCCCAAGGGGAGCCAGAGCCGGCCAUCACCUGGAACAAGGAUGGGGUCCAGGUGACGGAAAGCGGGAAAUUUCACAUCAGCCCCGAGGGAUUCCUGACCAUCAACGACGUGGGGACGGCGGACGCCGGCCGCUACGAGUGCGUGGCCCGCAACACCAUCGGCCACGCCUCGGUCAGCAUGGUGCUCAGCGUGAGCGUUCCCGAUGUCAGUCGCAACGGGGACCCCUUCGUGGCUACAUCAAUCGUGGAAGCCAUCGCCACCGUGGACAGAGCCAUCAACUCAACCCGCACACACCUGUUUGACAGCCGCCCUCGCUCUCCCAACGACCUGCUGGCCCUGUUCCGGUAUCCGCGGGACCCCUACACGGUGGAGGCCGCCCGGGCUGGGGAGAUAUUCGAGCGGACGCUGCAGCUCAUCCAGGACCACGUGCAGCACGGCCUGACGGUGGACCUCAAUGGGACAAGUUACCACUACAACGACCUGGUGUCCCCGCAGUACCUGAGCCUCAUCGCCAACCUGUCGGGCUGCACCGCCCACCGGCGCAUGAACAACUGCUCGGACAUGUGCUUCCACCAGAAGUACCGGACCCACGACGGCACCUGCAACAACCUGCAGCACCCCAUGUGGGGGGCCUCGCUCACCGCCUUCGAGCGCCUGCUGAAGGCCGUGUACGAGAACGGCUUCAACACCCCGCGGGGCAUCGACCCCCAGCGGCUGUACCACGGGCACGCGCUGCCCGCGCCCCGCCUGGUGUCCACCACGCUCAUCGGCACGGAGGCCGUCACCCCGGACGCCGAGUUCACGCACAUGCUCAUGCAGUGGGGCCAGUUCCUGGACCACGACCUGGACUCCACGGUGGUGGCCCUGAGCCAGGCCCGCUUCUCGGACGGGCAGCACUGCAGCUCGGCCUGCAGCAGCGACCCGCCCUGCUUCUCCGUCAUGAUCCCGCCCAGCGACCCGCGGGCCCGCGGCGGCGCCCGCUGCAUGUUCUUCGUGCGCUCCAGCCCCGUGUGCGGCAGCGGGAUGACCUCGCUGCUCAUGAACUCCGUGUACCCGCGGGAGCAGAUCAACCAGCUCACCUCCUACAUCGACGCCUCCAACGUGUACGGGAGCUCGGAGCACGAGGCCCGCAGCAUCCGGGACCUGGCCAGCCAGCGCGGCCUGCUGCGCCAGGGCAUCGUGCAGAGGUCCGGGAAGCCGCUGCUGCCCUUCGCCGCGGGGCCGCCCACGGAGUGCAUGCGGGACGAGAACGAGAGCCCCAUCCCCUGCUUCCUGGCCGGGGACCACCGCGCCAACGAGCAGCUGGGCCUGACCAGCAUGCACACGCUGUGGCUGCGCGAGCACAACCGCGUCGCCACGGAGCUGCUGCGCCUGAACCCGCACUGGGACGGCGACACCGUCUACCACGAGGCGCGCAAGCUCGUGGGGGCCGAGAUGCAGCACAUCACCUUCCGGCACUGGCUGCCCAAGGUGCUGGGGGAGGUGGGCAUGAAGAUGCUGGGCGAGUACCGCGGCUACGACCCCAGCGUCAAUGCCGGCGUCUUCAACGCGUUCGCCACGGCCGCCUUCAGGUUUGGCCACACGCUCAUCAACCCCGUGCUCUACCGGCUGGACGAGAACUUCGCGCCCAUCCCGCAGGGCCACCUCCCCCUGCACAAGGCCUUCUUCUCCCCGUUCCGCAUCGUCAACGAGGGCGGCAUCGACCCGCUGCUCCGCGGGCUGUUCGGCGUGGCCGGGAAGAUGCGCGUGCCGUCCCAGCUGCUCAACACGGAGCUCACCGAGCGGCUCUUCUCCAUGGCGCACACCGUGGCCCUCGACCUGGCCGCCAUCAACAUCCAGCGGGGCCGGGACCACGGCAUCCCGCCCUACCAUGACUACCGGGUCUACUGCAACCUCUCGGCGGCCCACACCUUCGAGGACCUGAAGAACGAGAUCAAAAACCCCGAGAUCCGGGAGAAGCUUCGAAGGCUCUACGGCUCCCCCCUCAACAUCGACCUCUUCCCAGCCCUCAUGGUGGAAGACUUGGUUCCUGGCAGCCGCCUGGGGCCCACCCUGAUGUGCCUGCUCAGCACCCAGUUCAAGCGGCUGCGAGACGGCGACAGGCUGUGGUACGAAAACCCAGGGGUGCUGACCCCUGCCCAGCUGACGCAGGUGAAGCAGACGUCCCUGGCCAGGAUCCUGUGCGACAACUCCGACAACAUCACUCGCGUGCAGACGGACGUGUUCCGGGUGGCGGAGUUCCCGCACGGCUACACCAGCUGCGAGGACAUCCCCAAGGUGGACCUCCGGGUGUGGCAGGACUGCUGUGAAGACUGCAGGACCAGGGGCCAGUUCAACGCGUUCUCCUAUCACUUCCGCGGCCGCCGGGCCCUGGACUUCAGCUACCAGGACGACGAGCCUUCACCGAGAGCCAGGCCACGGGGGACCCGCAGUGUGAAACAUGGCCAGCGCCAUGGCAACACCACGUCCGCCUCCUACGAGCACACCAAGGGACUGGGGACGAACGACUUCAAAGAAUUUGUCCUGGAAAUACAGAAGACCAUCACAGGCCUCAGGAACCAGAUAAAGAAGCUUGAGUCGCGGCUCAGCGCCACAGAGUGCGUGGACACCCACGGCGAAUCUCACACCAACGGCGCCAAGUGGAACAAAGACGCGUGCACCGCGUGCGAGUGCAGAGACGGGCAGGUGACCUGCUUCGUGGAAGCUUGCCCACCUGCCACCUGUGCAGCGCCUGUGAAAGUCAAAGACGCGUGUUGCCCGGUCUGCUCGGAGCAGACAGCCAAGGACGGGCCCUAGGCUCCGUCUGGGCUCCGCAGCUGGGCAGGGAGCUGCAGCCCCAUGGAGCCAUCCAGAACUCGACAUUUCAUGAGGACAUCCGGCUGGUGCUGCUUUGGAGAGCCAUGAGGGAGCGUGGGCCCAUCGUGCACGGAGGUGGGCGCAGCACACCAGCAGGGGGCAGGAGGCAGGCACGUGCCCUCGCACGUGGCCGGUUUCUCAGGUUCUUAUUUAAUUCUUUUAAAAGGAAAAAUUGGUGCUACUAUUAAAUUGCACAGUUAAGUCGUUUAGGCUCCUAAAUUGGUUUUUGCCUGCCGACACCAUUUCUUUUUAAACGAAGCGGGGUGGCCCCGGGGGUCAGCUGUGCCUGGCUCUGAGGCCACAGGUCCACAGAAAUCUGGGCUGCACCACACGCCAUGCCUAAAAGGAAAGCUGGUGUCUGGCAAACGGGACACAGUCUGUGAUGAGCGGCGGCCUCCACGGCCACCCAGCUCCCGGCCCCUCCCUGCUACCGGACCUCUCUCCCUCCUGCGUCAGCAUUCGGUCAUCGGGCGGCCCCUUGCACACCUGCUCCUAACCUUACUAAGCCACACCCGGACACAAUGGCUGUGACCCAGAUGGGAGCCCUUUGCCGCAUUCCAUCUGCCCACACCUACGGAGCAGCCGUCCACCGCGGAGCUAGGGCGGCUCCCCGGCUCCUUGUGACGGAGGCGUCUGAACGUUGGGACCUGCCGCUGUGUGGGUGUUUAAAACGACAAAUCCCUGGACCUCAACUGUGUUUCUUAAACGCACGAUGCACCUGUUGUUUAGGGUCAGAUACAGCAGAAACCUCACUUCUAUGCAAAGUAGUGUUAGAAUUCGGGGUAGAGCGGCUGUCGGACCUCACGUCUCAUCCGCUUGACCCAGAGCUUCCAUUUUGUCCUAAAUACAGUUGUGUUCAGAGAAAAGGCCCCUGGACACACACCUUCCAUUCCACACUGUUUACCCAAGCGCUGCUCUUGUGUGCACGGCCCUGUACAGCCGUCAGCACCCGCCAGAGCUGAUGGGGCCCAGCCAGGCAGAUGUCUGGAAUUGGUGGUGCACAGGGUCCGUGUCCUCUCCACGGGAGGCCCCGAGCCUUCAUGCACGAGACUGCCAAGGUGUAGGCCAAGUGCCAGCCGGGAGAAUGCCCACAAUGGGGUUGUAGGAUUUCACAUACAGAAUCCGUCAUCUUGCUUCACGUCUUCCCAUUACUAAGUGGCAAUCAAAGCUGGCUGGGGUUUCAUGUUACCUGGGGAUCCUUUUGAUGUAUCUGUACAGAUGUAGCCAUCAGGCCUUGGAACAGGUUUCUGAAACCAAGGGGUUUGGCAGCAGUGUAGGCUGCUCAGGCAUACACAUGGCAGCCGGUUCUGUAUCCUGGGGGUGUGCCAUGGUCUUGUCUUGGAGGCAUCGUGUACGUGGCACAGGGCAUGGCACAUCAGCACCUGUCAGGGGAGCCGACUGGGAUCUGCAGUCAAGUCCUGCCAAUCAAACCAAAACGUCCCUGGUGUCACCAGUCCGAUGUCGGUCUGUGAUAGCGACACAGCAGGCACGGCCUGAACAGACUGUCCCUGUAGCCGCCAAGUGAGGCUCGCUGGAACAGGAGGUGUAUAUAUAUUGGUUUACUUUCCUAUCUGUUGCUGAUGCCUUUUUUACGUUCAUUGUAUGCAGUACCUUACCAAAGAGAUGUUUGCACUGUGUAGCAGCGCCCUUCAGUUCAAAUAAACGGGCUGCGUUUUCAA